AUGCAGAAGAAAGGAAUAAAGGUGGACGCGCUAUGCCCUAUGUGCAACAUGGAGGCGGAGAACGUUCAGCAUUUGCUUAUGGACUGUGUUUUUGUAAGACAAUCUCUCUUUUCUUCAGCUCUGAGUUAUAGGAUACCUUCUGAUCUCUGUUUCAAUGAUUGGCUUCAAAGCAUACUUUUCUGUGGGGAUUGCUUUAGCAUCCAAUUAAUUGGUACAAUUCUGUAUAAAGUUUGGCUGAGCAGAAAUCUAAAAUUGUAUCAAUUUAAAAAUGUCUCUCCGAUCGAGAUCGCUGUGGAUGCAGUGACAAUUGUUGCGGAAUUUAACCGUUUUAAUCCUAGUUCAGGAGGGGUCAUCUUGAACUCUGAGUCAUCAGAUGCCAGCAAAAAAGAUGUUUACAAUAUUCAGGUGGAUGCCAGCAUCUCGAGUGAUGGAGCAGUGGCUUUGGGGUGCAUAAUUAUGGAUCAAUACAAUGCCAUUUCUCUAGCAGCUUGUAAGAAAGAGGAUGUCUCGGUCGAAGUGGCUUUGGCUGAAGCCAUGGCUAUUAGGUGGGGUUUGCUUGUGGCCAAAGAUUUGAAUUUGGAAAGAAUUGUGAUCAAAUCAGACGCCAAGGUGGUUGUGGAUUGUGUUAACCUUAUGCUGAAGAGACCUGUUCUGGAGCCUUUAAUUAUUGACAUUAGGAAUCUUCUUAGCAGUUUUAAUUUUGCAUCUCUUCUAUUUCACAGUAGAAAUUGUAAUAGGCAGGCCCAUAAUAUGGCUAGAUUUGCUUUUGAUUUCGGGUCUAGGACUUGGGCAGGGUUUUGUCCCUCUUUGGAAGCCCCUGAUGUUUUCCCUUUGGCUUUUAAUGCCUCUUAA
Messenger RNA from Vicia villosa (hairy vetch), 852 nucleotides. RefSeq lists its product as uncharacterized. Bases 1 to 852 code for a protein of 283 amino acids. The record is from RefSeq and is a predicted model, not a curated record. The transcript has a single exon. Gene Ontology annotation, molecular function: nucleic acid binding; RNA-DNA hybrid ribonuclease activity. Lineage: Eukaryota; Viridiplantae; Streptophyta; Magnoliopsida; Fabales; Fabaceae.